AUGGAGGUGAUUAAACUUCAAUGCGAUACGAUCCUUAAGGAUAGAUACUACCACUACAAUAUUUGUAUCCUCACUUGUCUUUCUAUCGUGGCUGCCCCCGAUGUGACAACCAUCCUAUUUGCAGCAGACCCCUGCGAUAUCGAGUUAGCUGCGGCAGCAACUGCCGAAACAGCUGAAGACGAUGACGCUGACGUUGUUGCCGAUGAGGACGAUGUGAUAACGUUGCUCGAUGAUGAAGCGGCUGACACGGUAGAAGCUGUUAUGAGUGUAGUUAAAGACCUAGGCGUCUACCUCGAUUUUAAGCUAACAUUUACAGAUCACUACCAGUAUAUUAUUGACAAAGCUAAUAGCAUUGUGAGACUGAUAUUACGAACAUCUCGACAUCUUAGUGACUUGAAUUGUAUGGACAAGCUUUUUUCCUCAUUAGUAAGAUCGUUAUUCGAAUACGGGUCAACCAUCUGGAACCCAUAUUACGAGAUGUACAAAAAACGCAUUGAUGCCAAGCCUUACAAAACAAGUUUUUAUGGAAUCUACAAUAUAGAAUGA
Acanthoscelides obtectus is the source of this 546-nucleotide messenger RNA. The record is from the annotation of a GenBank genome assembly. NCBI's taxonomy places the organism in Eukaryota, Metazoa, Arthropoda, Insecta, Coleoptera, Chrysomelidae.